Molecule: messenger RNA, 1936 nt
Organism: Punica granatum (pomegranate)
Lineage: Eukaryota; Viridiplantae; Streptophyta; Magnoliopsida; Myrtales; Lythraceae
Source: RefSeq, a predicted model, not a curated record
GCCAAGUUGCUUCCAUUCUUCACCAGCACUCUCUCUUAUCAAGCCAGGAGUAAGACCACCUUCCCCAAUAACGUUAACUACCUCCUCUGUUCUAUCUAUCCGAAGCACAGAACAGGACAUUGAGCAAACAGGAGCUCGCAGGAGAGAACACAAUGCAGGGAGGGCAGAUGAUAGUUGAGGAGAAUGCUCAGCUUUCCACUGUCCUCACCUCCUCGGCAAAACCUAGCUAUAUCCCAUCACUGACCAAGAUAAUCGCCACGCUUGGCCCGAAAUCGCGCUCCGUCGACACGAUCGAGGCGUGUCUGAAGGCGGGAAUGUCGGGUGCCCGGUUCGAUUUUUCUUGGCUAGAUGGAGACUACCACCAGGAGACCCUCGAAAACUUGAGGAUCGCCAUGAAAAAUGCUAAGAAGCUCUGUGCGAUUAUGCUGGAUACUGUCGGCCCCGAGCUUCAAGUGUGCAACACCACCGGCAACCCGAUCGAUCUGAAGGCUGACACGCACGUGACCAUUACUUCAAAUAUAUCUAAAGAGGCUUCUGCUGAAGUUUUACCUGUCGACUAUGCCGAAUUCCCUAAAAUCGUCAAGAAGGGUGACACGGUAUUUCUUGGGCAGCAUCUCUUCACAGGACACGAAACAUCAUCUGUGUGGCUCGAGGUUUUAGAGAUAAAGGGGGAAAAUGUCAUUUGCCUCGUGAAGAACACAGCUAGUCUUUCAGGCUCCAUGAUCACUGUCUGUGUAUCAAAUGUCAAGAUUAAUUUGGCUACAUUAACCGAGAAAGAUAAACAGAUUAUCUCAACUUGGGGUGUUAAGAACAAUAUCGAUAUUAUCUCUCUUUCAUAUACCCGCCACGUUGAAGAUGUUCGAGAGCUUAGAGCUUUCCUCAAAAUGAAAAAUCUCAGCGAAACGCAAAUAUAUGCCAAAGUUGAAACGACGGAGGGUUUGAGGCAUUUCGAUGAGAUCUUACAGGAAGCAGAUGGGAUAAUCUUUGGCCGAGGAAACCUAGGGAUAGAUCUACCCCCUGAGAAGGUCUUUUUGUUCCAGAAGUAUGCCAUAAGCAAGUGCAAUAUGGUCGGGAAACCUGUAAUUGUUACCCGAGUGGUCGAUAGCAUGACAGGAAACCUUCGCCCUACUCGAGCUGAAGCAACCGAUGUUGCUAAUGCAGUUCUUGAUGGUGCUGAUGGUAUUAUGCUGGGAGCAGAGACUCUUCGGGGACUGUAUCCCGUAGAUGCAGUUAGAACUGUAGGGAGAAUUUGUGCCGAGGCUGAGCAUGUCUACAAUCACACCCUUCAUUACAAGAAAAUUGUCAAACAUGUCGGGGAGCCCAUGACUCAUGCUGAAUCUGUGGCAUCAUCGGCGGUUCGAUCUGCCAUCAAGGUCAAGGCUGCAACCAUCGUUGUUUUCACAUCCUCUGGGAGAGCAGCAAGGUUGAUCGCAAAAUAUAGGCCGCCCGUGCCUAUAGUGGCCAUUGUCAUCCCCCAUCUCCGAGCCAACUCGCUCAAAUGGACUUUUACCGGCUCCUCACAGGCUAGGCAGUUGCUCGGGGUGAGAGGAAUCUACCCGAUUCUGGCCUCCCCAGAUGUUGCAGCUCCUGGUAGCGAAGAAUCUGGGCUGAGACCUGCAAUUGAUCACGGGAGAUCUGCGGGAUUCCUCAAAUCCAAUGAUCGCAUUGUCGUGUUUCAGAAGGUAGGGAACUCAUCAGUGGCCAAAAUCGUCGAACUGCAGCAGUUUUUCAUAUGAUAGGCCAUGUCUUAUCAUUCGGUUUCUUCCUCCAUUUCCAGGACAAUUAUUAUGUACCAUGAUUUUAGCUGCAAAUAUGAGCAGCACAUGUCUGAACUUAUAAUGAUCGAGUACGACUUUAACAAAGAUACAACGUGUAAAAUCUUUUGCUCGAGAUGGAGCAAGAAGAAGUCUAAGAAUCACAUACUUUGAAAUCAGAA